Gasterosteus aculeatus aculeatus (three-spined stickleback) is the source of this 3196-nucleotide messenger RNA. NCBI's taxonomy places the organism in Eukaryota, Metazoa, Chordata, Actinopteri, Perciformes, Gasterosteidae. The record is from RefSeq and is a predicted model, not a curated record.
UGUAUUAUCGAGCUCGCGCUCAGCACUUCAUCGCGAACACGACGGGAAAACGAUCCGCAUUGUUGUUGUUUGUUGUUUACCUGACAGCCUGCGGCAGUGAACCGAUUUACCCGCAAAGAGAAGCUGCUUCGGAUUAAGACCCUGCUGGACUUUUGGGGGGCAGAUCGACUCGUUUUUGGACGUUGACUCUUCAGUAAAUACUUAAAGGAAAAGAUCUCAAUCUGACUUCCGUCCAGUGGUAUCAACCUUUUAUCGUCCGCAGGCCGCAGACAAUGCAGCUGUUGCUGCUCCACAUUCUCCUCACAGUCGGACUGGCUGCUGGCUACCGAAGUCCCCUGAAUGACUUCCAGCGCUCAGAGGGCCGAGAGCUGGUUCCCACCUCCUGGAACUCAGCUCGAGUGUUGCUGUUACCGGGUCUGAACCUGGAGGACUGUGCGACCCGCUGCGCUCAGUCUCUGGACUGCAGAGCGUUCAACUACGAGACACGUCCAACUGUUUCCUGCAAACAUCUGCCUUGGGUGGGUGACGGGAGCAAUGCGGAGGUGAAGAGGAACGUAAAUUGUGACCUUUACGAGAAGAAAGUCUACGUCAGGAAAUGCAUCGUGGGUAAGGGAGAAGACUACCGAGGGAAAGUCUUCACAACACGAGGCGGACUCACCUGCCAGCAGUGGUGGUCCAAGUUUCCUCAUGAUCACAGGUGGACUCCCACAGCCACCAACGGUCUGGAGCUGAACUACUGCAGAAAUCCAGACGGGGACCGGAUCGGCCCGUGGUGCUACACCACCGACCCCGAGCGCCGAUAUGAAAGCUGCAACAUCCCCCAGUGCAAAGAUGAGGUUUGUAUCAGGUGUAAUGGGGAGGACUACCGAGGGCAGGUGGACCACACCGUGAGUGGCAGAGAGUGUCAGAGAUGGGACCAGCAGUACCCUCACCAACACAUCUACCAGCCUGAAAAGUACCCUGAUAAGAGUUUAGAUGACAACUACUGCCGUAACCCCGACGCCUCCCCGGUGCCCUGGUGCUACACCACAGACACAGAGGUGGAGAGGGAGAACUGUGAGAUCAGCAAGUGCACUGAGGUGCAGGUGGAGAAACGUCAGCGCUCCAGCUUCACCACCAACUGUUUCCGCGGCCGCGGCGAGGACUACCGUGGUAAAGUCAACGAAACAACAUCGGGUAUCCCCUGCCAGCGGUGGCAUGCCCAGCACCCUCAUGAGCAUCCCUUCUACCCAAACACAUACGAAUGCAAGGGUUUGGAGGAGAACUACUGUCGUAACCCAGAUGGGUCGGAGGCUCCGUGGUGCUUCACAUCUGUGCCAACGAUGAGGACUGCUCUCUGCUUACAGAUCAAACGCUGUGCAGACGACAUAGAGGCUGAAGAUUGCUACCACGAAAAUGGAAGAAACUACAAAGGAAUGGUCCGCAAAACUCGUAAGGGGAUCACCUGCCAGAAAUGGAACGCCAACACACCUCACCUGACCAAGAUAAACCUGAGUACGCAUCCUGAGGCCAACCUGACAGAAAACUACUGUCGUAACCCGGAUGGGGAUCAGCACGGACCCUGGUGCUACACCACGGACCCCAAAACUGAGUUUGACUACUGCGCCAUCAAACAGUGUGCUGGAGAGAAAGUGUCCAUGAUCGAACCAGCAGCGAAAGUGGAGUUCAGUGAGUGUGGGAAGAGGGAGGACCGCUUACAGCCGACGAGAAUGCGUAUCGUGGGUGGGAUUCCUGGGAACUCGCCGUGGACGGUGAGCCUAAGAGACAGGAAAGGAAACCAUUUCUGCGGAGGAUCCCUGGUUAACCCCAGAUGGGUGAUCAGCACCAAGCAGUGUUUCUCCUCCUGCUACGUGGACCUGCCGGGAUACUCGGCCAAGAUGGGAACCCUGUACCGCGAUCCUCAGGAAGGAGAGCCCGGGGUGCAAACUAUCCCUCUGACCAAGAUCGUCUGCGGACCCUCAGAGUCUCAACUGGUCAUGCUUCAACUGGAAUACCCGGCUCAGUUUAAUGAGCGUAUCUCUCAGAUCUGCCUCCCUCCUGAGCGCUACAUUGUCUCUGAGGGGACGUCUUGUGAGAUCGCUGGAUGGGGUGAGACAAGAGGAACUGGUGAUGAGACUGUCCUCAAUGUGGCCUACAUACCAGUUCUCAGUAACAAGGAAUGCAACAAAUACUUUAGAGGUCGUGUUCGUGAGAAUGAGAUGUGCACCAGAUCCUUCCAGGGCGGGGUGGGCGCCUGUGAGAGAGACUAUGGCGGCCCUCUGGCGUGUCAGAACAGGGACUGCUGGGUACUUGAGGGUGUGAUCAUCCCCAUGAGGCGCUGUGGACACCCGGGGCAGCCCAACAUCUUCAUCCGUGUCUCUGUCUAUGUUGACUGGAUCAAAAAGGUCAUGGAGAUGGCUUAAGCAGAGACUGCCAUCCGACAGGAACUGAUCAGCUCUGCUCAACCCUGAGCACCAGUUUUUUUACUUGACCAUAUACGUUUUUUCUUUCUCAGAUGUCUCUUUAAAACAUUAAAAACAUAUACAUUAAGAUGCACAGUCAGAUUUUAUUAGUUAAAACAUUAAGUAAAAACGUUGCUAUGUUCAUUCAGUUGUGGUGAAAAUGCAAAGACAGCGCAGCAAUUAUAUGAUCUGCUUUAAAUCAAUCUCUCCCUGCCUUUGCAUUUAUUUGGGUGCCUGAGCCUGGGUUCUCUCCGGGUACUCUGGCUUUCUGCCAUAGUCCAAAAGACAUGCCGGUGAGGUUAAUUAUUGACCCGUGUGUGUCAGUGGAUGGUUGUCCCAAUGUCAGCCCUGUGAUUGACAGGCGACCAGUCCAGGGUGUUCAACGUACAUUCAGUACUUACUAAGUUAAACAAUAAACAGAGAACAUCCAUAGUCCCAAAACAUGAUGCAAAACAACCAAGAGAAGAUUUACCAUAUGAAUACAGUUCAGUAAAAUUCUACAAUUUUUUUCGUUCAGCAUGUGUAAGCGAUGUAUAUAUUUAAAUAUAAUGCAGCUGUCAGAGGAUACAAAUAAAUGUAAUUGUUAAUUGUUCGGGUGUAGUACUUCUCUAUGAUUGUAACUUCUCCCAUAUAUUUUAAAUUGUUAUAUUAGAUUUUUACUAUUUAAUCAUUCAUUAUCUCUGCACCAGUCUCCACUUCAUGCUUGCCAAAAGGACGACAUAUAUGCACUGACAAAUAAACACCGCUUAAAACAA